Messenger RNA from Lotus japonicus, 1023 nucleotides. RefSeq lists its product as uncharacterized. The transcript has a single exon. The record is from RefSeq and is a predicted model, not a curated record. Bases 1 to 1023 code for a protein of 340 amino acids. Lineage: Eukaryota; Viridiplantae; Streptophyta; Magnoliopsida; Fabales; Fabaceae.
AUGGACACAGAGAGCAAUACUUUCUGGUGUAGGUUACUGCGUGCAAAAUAUGAAAAUGGUAUUUCUAUGAGGAAAUCUUCCAACUGGUGGAAGGAUCUCCAUCUCUUAUGCUUUGGUAGUAGGGAGGGAAAAUGGUAUGAAGAGGGUGCUCAUCGUAAGGUAGGGGACGGGGGUGAUAUUAAUUUCUGGUAUGAAAAAUGGAUUGGGGAUGCCUCUUUGUGCUGUUUGUUUAGGCCACUUUACCAAGUUUCUGCCCAGCAGAAUCACAAAGUGAAGGACAUGGGCGUAUGGAGUGCAGCAGGGUGGUCUUGGAACUUUUGUUGGGUUUCCCCUUUGAACAUGGAACAGGAACGACUUCUUGUGGAUCUACAACAGCUGAUAUGUAAUUUUGUUCCCAAACUAGGUUGUCCUGAUUCUUGGAAGUGGGUACCAGACCAAUUUGGAAUAUACUCAGUAAAAUCUGCUUAUAUGCUUUUAUCUGGGAGUGUUCCUGUUCAAGGGGAUAAUAUGUUCAGGUUGUUGUGGUCUCUCAAAGCUCCAUCGAAUGCGAUUGCAUUAGCUUGGAAGGUGUUGAUUAACAGGAUCCAAACAAAGGUGAACUUGAAUCGUAGGGGUAUUGUCUUAAAUAGCGCAUGUCCUCUAUGCUUAACAUCUGAUGAGAGUACUGAUCAUCUUUUCUUCUCCUGUCCAAUUGUGUGGAAGGUUUGGUCGAAGAUUUCAGCGUGGUUUGGCGUCUUUUCAGUCCUCCCAGCAGACAGUUCUGGUCACUUUCUGCAACAUUUGGGAAUAUUGGGAUCUUUAAAGAUUAGAAAAGGGGGUUGGGUUGUGUGGCUUGCUGUUAUAGUGUGCAUUUGGCAAGGGAGAAAUUCUGUGGUUUUUAGAAAUAUGCAAUUUGAUGCUAAUGCAGUUUUUGAUUUGGUUCAAUUCAAAGCUUGGAGUUGGCUCAAGGCUAAGGUGCGCAGCUUCCAUUAUUCUCUUUUUGAAUGGAUCUCAAAUCCUCAAGAGUGCCUACAGGGAGUGUGA